Aspergillus campestris IBT 28561 is the source of this 620-nucleotide messenger RNA. RefSeq lists its product as uncharacterized. Bases 259 to 540 code for a protein of 93 amino acids. NCBI's taxonomy places the organism in Eukaryota, Fungi, Ascomycota, Eurotiomycetes, Eurotiales, Aspergillaceae. The transcript is spliced from 2 exons. The record is from RefSeq and is a predicted model, not a curated record.
AUCAGCAGAGAGCAUCGUCAUGGACCGUUCCUGACUGCGUGUCUACCAUUAACUAGAAGCUUAAGGUGCACCAGUCAUUGCACCAUGCAAUGCUCAAACUUUGGAACGGCUCCUGAUGGAGUCAUCCACUGUCCCUAGGUCUUAAUAUUACUCUCUUCGUGCCGGCAGUCCUGUCUUUCUCCGUAUAUCGAACUGUCCUCGGGUAUCCAAACAGAAAGACGGACAGACACAGAGUGAAAGAUAGAGAGAAAGAACAAAAUGGUCCAUGAGACUCCCAGUGCGGUGACCGAGCCCAACACGCCGCCGGCAAACAACCUCUCAGAGAAGCAAUGGGGCGAUCGCGCCGUGACGGGCCCGUCGACCGGGUUCCGUCGACCCAUGAAGAAGGUCAAGAAGAAGACGAAAUCAGGGGAGGAGAUCGAGGUGGAAGAGGAGGCGGAGUCGACCAUCAACAUCCGGGUGAAUCUCGACUUGCGGGCUGACGUGGAACUGGAGUUGCAUGCGGUUGUGCAGGGGGAUGUGGUGCUGGGGUUGAUGUAAUUAUUCUUUCCUUCUCUUGGGAUCUUUGUGCAUUCAAUGGGAAAGUACCCCGAAAUUCAGAGAUAGAAUAGCAUGGUUUC